GGAGUGGAGUGCGGCAAUGGAGAAAGGCGAAGCGGAGGAGAAGAAGAGGCCGAUUUUCCGAGAUAUAAGGCGGUAUUAUUGCGAGUAUUGCGGAAACUGUAGAUCCAAGAAGUCUCUGAUUGCUUCUCAUAUCUUGGCUCAACACAAGGAUGAGAUGGAAAGGGAUGAGGGUGAUGAGGAAGUAGAGGUGGAGAAGUGUAAUACAUGUGAAGAAUGUGGUGCUAGUUUCAACAAGCCUGCAUAUCUGAAGCAGCAUAUGAUAAGCCAUUCACUUGAGAGGCCAUAUGUUUGCACAAUCGAUGAUUGUCGUUCUGCUUAUAGAAGGAAGGACCAUUUGAACCGUCAUCUUCUUCAGCACCAAGGAAAACUCUUUAAGUGUCCAAUUGAGAACUGUAAGAGUGAAUUUGCUUUUCAAGGUAACGUGAAGAGGCAUGUUGUAGAAUUGCACAGUGAGAAUUGCCCUUCUAUUAGCGUUGAAGGUCAAAAGCAGCAUGUGUGCCAGGAACCUGGUUGUGGAAAGGUGUUCCAAUUUGCUUCGAAGCUGUGGAAAUACGAGGAUUCUCAUGUUAAGCUGGACUCAGUGGAAGCCUUCUGCUCUGAACCAGAUUGUAUGAAAUAUUUUUCUAAUAAGCAAUGCCUUCAGGACCAUAUCCAGUCCUGCCACACUCAUAUCACUUGCGAGAUAUGUGGGAACAAGGAAUGGAAAAAGAACAUCAGAACCCAUCUCCAUGCUCAUGAAGAGGGAGUCUCUUCAUUGGAAAUCAAAUGUGAAUAUGAGGGUUGUCUUCACACAUUUACUAAAAAAUUGAAUCUUCUCCAGCAUGUGAAAGCUGUACACCUCCAACAGAAACCCUUCUCUUGUAGCUUCUCAGGUUGUAGCAAGACAUUCUCAUACAAGCACGUGAGAGAUAAGCACGAAAAGUCUGGAUGUCAUGUAUAUGCCUAUGGGGAUUUUGAGGAGGCUGAUGAGCAAUUCCGGUCAAGGCCAAGAGGUGGGCGAAAGAGGAUGUGUCCAACAGUGGAAAUGCUUGUACGUAAAAGGGUUACUCCACCAGAUCAAUUUGGACCAGAGACCGAGUUCCUCUCCCAGUUCUUCUCACAAGAGGUAGACGAACAGUGAGUCACGUGCAAAUAGUUCAUGUGAUUGCCCGCCUUCCCCCACUAUAACCUAUGGAAGUUGGUAUUUUGUGUCUCUAUAUGUGUAGCCUUUUGUAAUUAUUUAGAAUCCUGGGUUUUGUGAUCUUCUGAGAUUGGUGGUUGGUUCGGCCAAUUCAUACUACAAGCCAGCAAAGUUUUGAC
Molecule: messenger RNA, 1299 nt
Organism: Fragaria vesca subsp. vesca
Lineage: Eukaryota; Viridiplantae; Streptophyta; Magnoliopsida; Rosales; Rosaceae
Product: zinc finger protein 16-like
Exons: 6
Coding region: 17-1120 (367 amino acids)
Biological process (GO): regulation of transcription by RNA polymerase II
Cellular component (GO): nucleus
Source: RefSeq, a predicted model, not a curated record